CUGAAUUUCGAAGAACUGACAGCUGUCCUCACGGAGGUAGAAGCCGUAGUCAACUCCCGUCCGGUGACUUUCAUUUCCACCGAUGCAAAAGAACGAGAGGCUCUCACUCCAGCACACUUUCUGGUGGGACACAAAUUGACCAGCAUUCCCUCCCAUCAAAUGCCAGAAGAAGAUCAAGCAAGCCCCGUAAACUUGGCGCGAGGUGGGAAAUAUCGAAACACAGUUAUGAAUCAAUUUUGGAAAAGGUGGAGAUCAGAAUAUUUGCUAGAACUGAGGUCAGCCCAUAUCGCUAAACCCAGCAAUUCAAGCUGUAUACCAACCGGUGACCUGGUCCUUCUCAAGGACGAUAGACUACCGCGACACAUGUGGAAACUCUGCAGGGUCAACGAGACAUUCCCAGGAAGGGACGGCAAGGUGCGGUCUUGCAGAAUAAUUACACCCAGUGGUCGUGAACUUUGCCAGCCGAUACAGUUAUUACAUCCCCUGGAACUGUAA
This is a messenger RNA of Ixodes scapularis (black-legged tick), 495 nucleotides long. RefSeq lists its product as uncharacterized. NCBI's taxonomy places the organism in Eukaryota, Metazoa, Arthropoda, Arachnida, Ixodida, Ixodidae. The annotation marks the transcript as partial. The transcript has a single exon. The record is from RefSeq and is a predicted model, not a curated record.